AUGCACCAUACUUCAAGAGUGUGGAUGUUCCAUGGCUUACUCAAGGUGGCAAUUAGGUUGAAGCCCAAGGUCUUCACCGAGGUGGGGUCUGGUAAAGGAGGGUGUGUUAACCCGGAGACGGCUUUACCUUAUCCGCCUGUAUGUAUAACGGGCUCUGAGAUCAUCGGCCCGCCUGUAAUACAGGCUCUGAAAUCAUCGGCCAGGUACUCUGAAAUUGUCAUUUCUAUGCUUGUACAAGGUAGCCGUUCCAGCAAAGCGGACGAAAUGCUGUUCUGUAAAGGGUACAAAAAGAUAGUGCAAGAGUAUGUUUGCAACUUUAAAAUGGACAUAGUGAUGUUGGACAUACUUGAGAACCGUGUACGAGAAAUCACCAUGCUUGACCAAGAAAUGAAUAUAGUUCCAUCUUCAUGGUUGGCGUACCUUGAACAAUUCAUAUUGAAGCCAAUGUGGUAUCUAAAUGCUUCAAGAACCACGCUUUUUAUUUUCCUUUUAUAA
Molecule: messenger RNA, 495 nt
Organism: Mucor mucedo
Lineage: Eukaryota; Fungi; Mucoromycota; Mucoromycetes; Mucorales; Mucoraceae
Exons: 2
Coding region: 1-495 (164 amino acids)
Source: RefSeq, a predicted model, not a curated record